Messenger RNA from Pipistrellus nathusii (Nathusius's pipistrelle), 1569 nucleotides. The record is from the annotation of a GenBank genome assembly. Lineage: Eukaryota; Metazoa; Chordata; Mammalia; Chiroptera; Vespertilionidae.
AUGUAUUCUCUGUUUCUUCUAGCCAGCCUCCUGGGCGCGGCUGCAGCCAGCCCUGUCCUGGGCCUGAGAGAAUGCACCAGAGGCUCAGCAGUGUGGUGUCAGAACAUCAAGACGGCGGCCGACUGCGGGGCGGUGAAGCACUGCCUGCAGACCGUCUGGAGCAAGCCCACCGUGAAAUCCCUUCCCUGCGACGUGUGCAAAGAUGUCAUCACUGCAGCUGACAACAUGUUGAAAGAAAAUGCCACUGAGCAAGAGAUCCUCGUGUACCUGGAGAAGACCUGUGACUGGCUUCCUAAGCCGGACCUGUCGGCCUCAUGCAAGGAGAUGGUGGACACCUACCUCCCAGUCAUCCUGGACAUGAUUAAAGGGCAGAUGAGCCAACCCGAGGAGGUGUGCUCCGCGCUCAGUCUCUGUGAGUCUCUUCAGAAGCACCUGGCAGAGCUCAAUCACCAGAAGCAGCUCGAGUCCAAUAAGAUCCCAGAGCUGGACAUGACUGAGAUGGUGGCGCCCUUCAUGGCCAACAUCCCCCUCCUCCUCUACCCUCAGGGCGGCCCCCACCACGAGUCCCGGCCGAAGGCUGGCGGGGAUGUUUGCCAGGACUGCGUCCAGAUGGUGACCGACAUCCAGAAUUCUGUGAGGACCAACUCCACCUUUGUGCAGGCCUUGGUGGAACACACCCGGGAGAAGUGUGACCUCUUGGGGCCUGGCAUGGCCGACAUGUGCAAGAACUAUGUGGACCAGUACUCCGACAUUGUUAUCCAGAUGAUGAUGCACAUGCAACCCAAGGACAUCUGUGCCCUGGUCGGGUUCUGUGAGCAGGAGGUGCCCAUGCAGCCUCUGGUCCCUGCCAAAGUGGUCUCGGAGAACGUCAUCCCUGCCCUGGAGCUGGUGGAGCCCAUUAAGAAGGGCCUGGUGCAGGCGAAGGAAGAUGUUUUGUGCGAGAUGUGUGAAUACGUGGUGAAGGAGUUGGUCAAGAUGAUCGACAGCAAUAAGACGGAGGAGGAAAUAAUUCACGCUUUCGAUAAAGUGUGCUCCAAAUUACCCAAGUCCUUGUCUGAAGAGUGCCAAGAGGUGGUGGACACUUAUGGCCGCUCCAUCCUGUCGAUCCUCCUGCAGGAGGCGAGCCCCGAGCUGGUGUGCAGCAUGCUCCAGCUCUGCACCAAGCAGGAGCUGCCUGCACUGACUGCACAUGUGACUCAGCAAAAGGACGGGGCCUUCUGUGAGGUGUGCAAAAAGCUGGUUGGCUAUUUGGACGACAACCUGGAGAAAAACAGCACCAAGGAGGAGAUCCUGGCUGCUCUUGAGAAAGGCUGCAGCUUCCUGCCUGACCCGUACAAGAAUCAGUGUGACCAGUUUGUGACCGAGUACGAGCCCAUGCUGAUUGAGAUCCUGGUGGAGGUGAUGGAGCCGUCCUACGUGUGCUCGAAAGUUGGAGUCUGCCCCAGGGCCGGCAAGCCCCUUUUGGGAACGGAGAAGUGUGUCUGGGGCCCAAGCUACUGGUGCCAGAACGUGGAGACAGCGGCCUUGUGCAACGCCGUUGAGCAUUGCAAACGUCACGUGUGGAACUAG